Messenger RNA from Drosophila novamexicana, 419 nucleotides. Its product is annotated as kappaPI-actitoxin-Avd3c-like. Gene Ontology annotation, molecular function: serine-type endopeptidase inhibitor activity. The record is from RefSeq and is a predicted model, not a curated record. NCBI's taxonomy places the organism in Eukaryota, Metazoa, Arthropoda, Insecta, Diptera, Drosophilidae. The coding region runs from base 109 to 405 and encodes 98 amino acids. The transcript has 3 exons.
UCGAUGAACAUGUUGCAGCUCUUCCACAAUGUGCUUCAUGAAUAGGAUGAAUACAAAACAAUUAAUGCGUCAGUUCAAGCUGAGCAAAGUUCGAAAGUCCACUUCAAGAUGAAAUUCGUUCUGAUCUUGGCUUGCCUGGCGCUCUUUGUGGCCCACUCUCAGGCCCAGGUGGACGAUUGUCCUGGGGCUGUUUAUGAACCCCGACAAUCUUGCGUAGGCGGCAAAAAUGAGGGCAAUUCACGUACUCGCCAAUGCCGCAGAUAUUACAAUAAUAAUAUGUGGUAUUACGACAGCCGCAGUCGAUCCUGCAAGAAGAUGAUCUUCCGGGGUUGUGCGGGCAACGAUAAUCGAUAUUGCACUCGCGCAUCUUGUGAAAGGAAGUGUGUGCGUCGCACCGAAGGAUAACGAAAUUUUCCCAU